AUGUUAUGUCAGGACUUAUUCUCGGCAGGAACUGACACAUCAUCAAUCACCGUAGAGUGGGCCCUGGCGGAGCUGAUUCGUCAUCCUAACAUACUGGUCCAAGCCCAAAAGGAGUUGGACUCGGUCGUUGGAAUGGAUCGGCUCGUGACGGAAUCGGAUCUACCCAAUCUCCCAUACCUACAAGCCAUCAUCAAAGAAACGUUUCGUCUUCACCCAUCAACGCCAUUAUCGCUCCCACGAAUGGCCGCCGAGAGCUGUAAGAUCAACGGCUAUUACAUUCCAAAGGAUUCCACACUUCUCGUCAAUGUAUGGGCCAUUUCACGUGACCCAGCAAUUUGGCCCGAACCGCUGGAGUUCCGACCCGAGAGAUUCCUCCCUGGUAGUAAACUGGCCCAUAUUGAUAUUAAGGGGAACGAUUUUGAAGUUAUACCCUUUGAGGCAGGGCGUAGAAUAUGCGCAGGGAUGAGCCUUGGGUUGCGAAUGGUGCAGCUCUUGACUGCUACUUUGGUCCAUGCAUUUGAUUGGGUCCUACCGGAGGCCCUGUCUGCAGAGAAGCUGAACAUGGAAGAGGCUUAUGGGCUGACCUUGCAAAGGGCCAUGCCUCUUAUGGCGUUUACACGCCCAAGGUUGGUCCAACAUUUAUAUGGCACCACUGUUAGAGCUUGAUGUAAUAAUGUUUGCUUCCUGUUUAUCCUUUAUAAGUUUACAUGUCUUUGGAGGUGCAGAUGUAUCCAUAAAUGUUGGGGGAUUUGAAACUUC
Molecule: messenger RNA, 759 nt
Organism: Macadamia integrifolia
Lineage: Eukaryota; Viridiplantae; Streptophyta; Magnoliopsida; Proteales; Proteaceae
Product: flavonoid 3'-monooxygenase CYP75B137-like
Exons: 1
Coding region: 1-666 (221 amino acids)
Molecular function (GO): monooxygenase activity; heme binding; oxidoreductase activity, acting on paired donors, with incorporation or reduction of molecular oxygen
Source: RefSeq, a predicted model, not a curated record